Molecule: messenger RNA, 1136 nt
Organism: Paramecium sonneborni
Lineage: Eukaryota; Ciliophora; Oligohymenophorea; Peniculida; Parameciidae
Source: the annotation of a GenBank genome assembly
AUGGAUAAUUUUUUUGAAAUUGUUAAGUUUUUAAGUUAAUUUUAGUUUUUAGGAAGGAAAAAGAUGGAAUGUAUCUUUUUUAAUAAAUAUAAAUAGAAAAAAAUUUAUAUGAAAAUUCACAAUAAUACAAAUAACCAACAAUGAUUAAAAAUGAAAAUGAUAUCAAUUUAAAUUUAAUUGAUUAAUCAGUUCAACAAUUUGAUUUAUGUAGUGAUAUUGUUUUCAAUUGUUCUGGUACAAUUAUGGUAUCCACUAACGGAUUAAAUAUAGAAGUUUGGAGUUUUGAGAAUGGAAAAAUUAAUUUAAUUAAUAGUUUGAAAGGACAUUCUAAUUAUGUUAAUUGUCUAGUUUAUAGUUAGAAAUAGGAUAUAUUUCUUUCAGGGUCAGGUGAUAAAACAAUAAGAAUUUGGAUUAAACAAGAAUAGAAUGAUUGGAUAAGUUCAUAUUAUCCAUCAAAUUCUGGUUAUGUAUAAUGCUUAUUGUUAAAUAAAAAUGAAGAUUAACUCUUUUGUGGAAAUGAAGACAAAUCAAUAAAAGUUUGGUAAGUUGAUUUUGAAAAGAAAUAAUUAAAUUUUUUAUAUUCUUUAGAGAAACAUGAAAAAUCUGUAGAAGCUAUAAGUUUAAAUUAAUCAGAAUCUAAAUUAGUUUCUUGUGCUGAUGGCUAUGACUAAAUAAUUAUAUGGGAAAGGGGAUCCUAAAAUUAAAUGGUAUUUAAAUAUAUUGUUAAUUAAUCAAUUUAUAAUUAUGGGCGCAAAGUUAAGUUUUUAAAAGAAAAUUAGUUUAUUUGGGCAACUGCUAGUAAUACUGAAAUUGCUAAAAUAUAUGUAUUUCAAUUAUAAAAUGGAGUUUUUGAAGAGAAUUAAGAAUAAACAAUCGAACUCAUUUCAAACAAUUAUAUAUAUGAUGAACAUUAAUUUCCAAUUGUUCAUAUUAAGGAAUAAAAUUUGAUACUUGUACGACAUAAAACUCACAUUUAUCUAAUCCGAGAAAUGAAUAAUGGUUAAUACAAAAUUGCAGGAUAAUUAGAUUGCGAAUAAAACUAUACUGUAGGAACACUAACAAAUAAUGGUUCUCAUUUAGUCUAUUGGAAUCUUCAAAAUAAAAGAUAUUCAAUAUAUGAAUUAGAAUAUAAAUGA